Molecule: messenger RNA, 3296 nt
Organism: Blepharisma stoltei
Lineage: Eukaryota; Ciliophora; Heterotrichea; Heterotrichida; Blepharismidae
Source: the annotation of a GenBank genome assembly
AUGGCAAGCUACGAGAAGAUUAAAGACGAAGUCAAUGAAGAGCCAAAAGAGAAAGCAACUAACUCUACCCCCGCUCCAGAGGGGGUUAUUAUUUUUUUUUUAAAAAAAAUUAUAUAGAAAUUUUAUAGAUAUUUUUUUCAAAAACUAAAAAAUUUUGAAUUUGUAAAAAUUGAGGAGCAAAAAUUAUAUUUUAAGUGCAAGCUGUUUAAAAUUAACAGAAUUAGUUAGACUUCAUUAUAAUAAUUAUCAUCUAUAUAUCAAGUUUUUUUCAUAAAAAAUUUUUGUUCGCUCACGGAGGGGGGAGUAAGUUAACCCCAGAGCAGAUGGCAGAUAUGAACACACCUGAAUCUGGGCUCACAAGUGCAGAAGCCGCCAGAAGACUAGCAAGGGACGGGUAAAGCUUAUAUAGGCCAAACAUGCUGCCGGAGAAAAGGGUGAACCCUUUUUUGAAGUUCUUAAGCUACUUCUGGGGCCCAAUGCCAGGGAUGAUUUGGGCAGCCAUUUUGAUAGAACUGAUUAGGCUGUCGUGACUGGACUUCGGAGUCCUGAUGAUUUUGCAGUUCGUGAAUGGCUUUGUAGGCUGGUAUGAAGAAAAAAAUGCAGGAAACGCAAUUGAAGCUCUCAAGAAGAACAUGGCUCCAAAGGCAAAAUGUAAAAGAAAUGGGCAAUAUGACACAAUCAAUGCUAAAGAUCUAGUUAUAGGAGAUAGAAUUAACUUAAAGCUGGGAGAUAUAAUUCCCGCUGACGCAGUCUUAGGACCAGGCUUUGCUGAGAUCGACCAAUCAGCUUUAACUGGUGAGUCUUUAGCGGUCAUGAAAUAUGAAGGCGAUACUGUCUAUCAAGGCUCUGUCUGCAAAAGAGGCGACCUAGAAGCUAUAGUUAUGGCUACAGGAGCCAGGACAUUUUUUGGGAGGACUUCAGCACUUGUAGGCUCUGUAAACCAGCGUGGGAACUUCCAAAAGGUCCUAUUAAAAGUAGCCUUUUCGUUACUUAUAGUUUCUGUCGUUCUGGUCAUCGUAAUUCUUAUAGUGAACUUGGCAAAAGGUAACAAUUUCCUUGAAACUUUAUCAAUUUGUGUUGUUUUACUUGUCGCCUCAAUCCCAAUCGCUAUGCAAGUGGUAUGUACAGCCACCAUGGCUGUGGGUGCCCACGCAUUAGCAACCCGAAAAGCCAUUGUCAGUCGUCUAACUGCUAUAGAAGAGCUCGCAGGCAUGAAAAUCCUGUGUAGUGACAAGACUGGGACACUCACAAAAAAUGAACUGACGAUCCAAAAUCCAGUCCUUCUUAAGGAUUAUAAAGCAGAAGACUUAUUUUUAGUUGCAGGACUUGCAGCUAAAAGGGAAGUUGGCUCACAAGACGCUAUCGACAAAUGCAUCACUGAGUAUGCCUAUGAAAAAUGCAAGAUCAGCUAUGAUGGCUACGAAGAAGAAGAAUUCGUCCCAUUUGACCCAAAAAUUAAAAGAACUGAAGCAACAGUUAGGAACAGAAAAGGAGAAAUUUUCAGAUGCACAAAAGGAGCGCCACAAGUGGUUUUAGCUAUGGCAGCUGACCCAAGCAUUGAAGAAGAAGUCUCUGGACAUGUGAUGGACUUAGCUUCAAGAGGCUACAGGACACUUGGAGUUGCCAAAAUGGACCCUGGCCAAACCAAAUGGAGCAUGAUAGGCUUGAUUUCUUUAUACGAUCCUCCUAGAGAUGACACCAAAGAAACCAUUCAAAAAGCUUUACAAAUGGAAGUCAAGGUAAAAAUGAUCACUGGCGACCAGCUUGCAAUUGCAAAAGAAACUGCAAGACUGUUAAACAUGGGCGAUAAAAUUUAUAACUCAGAAAUGCUCCAAGCUGAAACAAGCGUGGUAAGUAAAGAAAUUUUGGACUCCAUGGUAGAAGAAGCUGACGGAUUCGCUGAAGUCUUCCCUGAGCAUAAGUUUGCUAUUGUAAAAAUGCUUCAGGAAAGAGGUUUUCGAUGUGGAAUGACUGGAGAUGGAGUAAAUGAUGCCCCAGCAUUAAAAAAAGCUGACGUAGGGAUUGCAGUGGAUGGGGCUACUGACGCUGCCAGAGCAGCUGCUGAUAUUGUCCUGACUAGUCCAGGGCUUAGUGUGAUUAUAGAAGCUAUAUAUAGAGCUAGAAAGACUUUCCAAAGGAUGAAUAAUUACUGCGGGCGAGAUAUGCGGCGGCUAGGGGCGAAGCGUCGAUAGAAGGCUUGGCCGGUUGGGCUGACCACCGCGAUUCCAAGAUGGCUCCGUGACGUCACUAGUUAGCUAAAAGUUUCAUUUUGGGAUGCGGCACUAGACACCUUAAACACCGAAUAAUUAAGUUAAGUUAAGAAUAAUUACUGCACCUAUAGAAUUGCUUGUACCUUCCAGAUCAUUAUUUUCUUCUUCAUCACUAUGGUCGCUGUCGACCCCUCUGAUGAUUUCACCUGCAAAGGCCACGGCUGCAGCAAUGUUCCCAAUACAUUUGCGUUACCUGUGAUAUGCCUUGUCAUUAUGGUAAUUUUAAAUGAUGGGCUGAUCAUUUCAAUUGCUUAUGAUAAAGUGACGGUAAAUAAAAAGCCUGAGGCGUGGAAUAUGAUCCUUAUUUUUUCAAACUCGACUGUUCUAGGCUUUAUUGCUUUUAUUUCGUCACUGAUUUUGCUAUUGUUGUGCUUAGACAAUAUGAACGGUGAUGACAGAAAUGUUUUCCUCAAGGCUUUUGGAAUUGAAGCUAUGAGAUAUGGAGAAAUUCUGACCAUUAUUUUUAUGAAGGUCUCUAUUUCGAAUUUUUUAACGGUAUUUUCAGCCAGAACUAUGAGCUGGUUCUGGACGAGAGCGCCUGGGAAACUGCUGUUCAGUGCUGAUAUGUUUGGAAUAAUUGUGUGCUUGUUCCUGUCCUGCUAUUGGUUUUUAAAUAUUAGUGUAGGAGAAAGUAGCAAUAUUCCUGAUAUGAAGCCGAUCAGUUGGGGAGUCACUAUGUGGAUCUUAGGCUAUGACGUAAUUUUCUUUAUUUUGCAAGAUUAAAUUAAUUUUUUUUUUUAAUUUUCAGGACAAAUUGUGCUUGUUUAUGUGCCAUUUUUAUAUUAAAAUUGUCAAUUUGCAUUGGCUUAGAAAUUAUUUGUAUUGCAAGAUAUAGCCAAAAUUUUGAUGAUAAGAGUUUUUGAUGCUUAUUAUAAAUCCCAAGGAAAAGAAGGUGGUUACUCAGGAAACACGCUUGGUGAAUCAUUUUUGCUAUUCUCAGAUUCAAGAGAUCCUAAAAAUUAUAGGAAGUCAAUUGUCACUAGAAGAUCUAUGGUCGCUGCUCAAGAUGUCCAUGGAGGUCGUUAA